Messenger RNA from Pyricularia grisea, 1335 nucleotides. RefSeq lists its product as uncharacterized. The record is from RefSeq and is a predicted model, not a curated record. The coding region runs from base 1 to 1335 and encodes 444 amino acids. Lineage: Eukaryota; Fungi; Ascomycota; Sordariomycetes; Magnaporthales; Pyriculariaceae. The transcript is spliced from 3 exons.
AUGUUUCGUCAAACGACAUCCUCAGGUGGCGACACGAUCAAAGCUGUCCUUUUGAAGCUAUCGCCAGACUUUGAAGAGCUUUGCAAACUGAGAACCAAAGUAGCUACCAUCCGUGCCGCAGACGCCCUUUUCGACGGUCAAGCGGGCCUCAAUACAUGGCAAACGACGCGCCACCCAGAAAGACUCCUCCUAGACAUCCUCGGGCCUUCGAUCGCCGCCCUCGACGCCGAGACAGACAUCCUCAACAUCCCUUCAAAGCAAGAUGGCACUCCACCUCGCGUUCUCGAUCUCACCCCCGCACCAAGCGCCUUCACCGUCGCGGCUGCCAGACGCAACCCCCACGUUCUGAUCAGCGGUCUCGUCCGCCCCGGCGCUGUCGCUGACAUGCAAGAGGUGCGAGAGUACAUGGAUAACCCGAGGCCGCCGCAUGCCAUCUCCGAGAUGGCACUGCAUGUGCUGGGGCCGGAUGCGUGGGGCCGCGUCGCGCCGGUUUCCAUGACGGACCGCACUAGACAACCCGGUGAUGCGAGCGGGGAGCUGUUGCUCGAGGCGGCGGCCAGUCGAGUGGGGCUGUUGCAAUCACCGGAGCGGGCCAACGUGCCAACCAUCUACACGCAGCACAUUCAAGACGUCGUGCGCAUCUCGGACGAGGCGGUCGGGUCGAGCAGCGAGGUAUCCGUCAUCCGAGACGCGGCCAUGUCGGCGACGGACCCGUUCCAGGGCCAGCGGUUCGAUUUUGUGUUUGCAAGCGCCGGUGGCGAGGUCGGCCCCGUGCGGACCAUGGCGCGCAGGCACUACGACGCACUAAGAGACAAGAAGCUGUUCCACGCACGGCGCGAGGUCAAACUUCAGGCGGCGCAGCUGAUACUGGGACUGAAGCGGCUGCGGGCGGGCGGGAGGCUGGUGGUCAUGUUUCGCAAGGUGGAGGCGUGGUCGACGAUACGGGCGCUGCUGUUUCUGGCGUAUGAGUCUUCGCUGGCUGGGGGAAGUGCCAGUCUGCACAAGUCGGUGGAUGGUCCGUCGGGAACGGCCGGGGGGUUGACGGCGCGGAUGGAGGCGGCCCGAUCUGGGUUUUAUCUGGUAGUUCGACGCUGCACGCCCAUCAGUGAGUGUGGGGCCGGGUUGGUGUCGGACAUGAUGGCGCGGUGGAAGGCGGCGGCGGUCGGGUCGGACGAGUUGUUUGUCAGCGUGGAGGAUUGUCCGGAUGCUGGGGGAGCGGAGAGGAUCUUUCGUGAUGAGGAGUUCAAGGGGUGGUUUUUGGAGAUGGCGACGCCGUUGUGGAAAGCGCAGGUGGAGGGUUUGAGGGAUGUGCUGAGGCGGGUGGGCGAGUUGUAG